GGCCGCCCCUCGACUGCUGCGGAUCGGGAGCGCGCCCGGCUGCUUUUGGCAACCCUGUGCCGCCUGUAGGUUGCUUUCCCGCCCCGGCCUUAGUUGUCGCCCGCGAGUUUCUCUGCGUUCAGCACGGCAAGCGAGGCCGGGAGCAAGAAGCGAGGGCGGGGCCGUCAGGCAGAACUCACUCCCAACCAGAACCUCCCGACAUCGCACGCGGCUUUGCCGUCCCCUCCGCAGACACCGCUGCCUCUUUCUGCGGGCUGCGGUCUCGGGUGCUGGACGGCGCAGCCUGGUUCCUUCUGCCCUCUCCGUGAGCAUCCAUCCCCGGUGCGGUAAAGUUGGCUCGCCGAGGGAAAUAAGCUCAGAGAGAAAGGCAGCUCGGCAGGUCUUGCCAGCGGGCUGCUUCCGAGGAUGGAACCGGCCGCGUAUGGAGCUGGCAAAGCCGGAGGCGCCUUUGACCCCCAGACCUUCAUCCGGCAACCCCACACGAUCCUCCGGAUAGUUUCUUGGCUUUUUUCCAUUGUUGUAUUUGGCUGCAUUGUGAAUGAAGGCUAUUUCAACCAACCCAACACACCAGAACAGUUCUGCAUCUACAAUCGCAACCAGAAUGCCUGCAACUAUGGUAUCACCGUGGGAGUCCUUGCAUUCCUCACUUGCCUUCUUUACUUAGCCCUAGAUGUCUACUUCCCACAGAUAAGCAGCGUCAAGGAUCGCAAGAAAGCUGUGCUUUCAGACAUUGGAGUAUCUGGCUUUUGGGCGUUUCUCUGGUUUGUCGGUUUUUGUUUCUUGGCUGACCAAUGGCGUGUUUCGAAAGAAGAGGAUAGUCCACUGAAUGAAGGAUCAGAUGCAGCCCGAGCAGCCAUUGCCUUCUCUUUUUUCUCCAUCUUCACUUGGGUGGGCCAGUCUUUUCUGGCAUUCCAGCGAUAUCAACUUGGAGCGGAUUCAGCACUCUUCUCCCAGGACUACACAGAUCCAAGCCAGGAGGCCGGCAUGCCUUAUGCACCCUACACAAAUGAGGAUAUCACAGAUAGCAUGGCGACCUAUCAGCAGCCCCCUUCCGCAGAUGCUUUUGAUGCUGGGACACAGGGGUACCAAACGCAAGACUACUGAAAGCUGUUGGAGACCUCCUAUUUCCCUUCCCUCUACCCACUCUCUUCUGCCACUGAGAAGUCAGCGUGCAAAGCAGACCAGAGCAACAGGUGACUUUUGGCCCGUUCUGGCCUUCUAGGUUCUCUUUUUUUAUUUCUUCUUUACAGAAAAUGCCUCCUCCUCCUCCAAAAUUCUCCAUCAUAACUAGAUUGCUCAUUGCAAAACAUUUUAUUGUUCGUACUGCAGUGAUAGAUACUUUGUAUGGGAAGCUCAAGCUGUCUUUCAGAGGGAAAGAAUCUCAAGAUGUUGUGGAAAGCAUAAGCACUGCGAUGUGGAUGAAUACUAGUUAAGAUGCCAGUGCGUAAAUGUAAGUGCUGAGAAAUGAGAAUAAGAACUAGACAGAUGAGUAGAGCAUCCUAUAAACAAGUAGUGAAAGUGGGCAAGCAAAGGUGAUUGCUAUACAUAGCAGGAAAGAAAAAUAUAGAGAUGGUAAACAGAAAAGGAUCUCAGGUAGGUGAGAAUGGAAUCAUAAAGUGUUGGAUGUGGAGUCUACAAUAAGCCAGAUUGGAUUUGAUAAUAGGGAGCUUUAAAAUAUCCCGGAUUUUCAUGAAAUACUAAAAUGUUUUGUUUUGUGCACUCUAUUAUUCUUUUCAUUUUAUGUGCUUCAGGUUGAUAAUACGUGGUUUCCUUCACAAACUGUUCCACUGUUUGAUCACUUGCAGUUGGUUUUUUGGAGAAUUGAGAAGUAUUACAUGAUUCUCUGAUCAAGUUCAAAAAGCAAAAUGUUAAAUACAGGCUGAAAAAUGAGACACAGAGUGGUUAAAUUUGUUUCUGAAUAUGAGGCAGCUGUUUACAACAGAAUCACGUCUGUUCAUUCUACUGUAGGUUAAACCAAAUCUGAUGAAGUGGCUUUGUUUAAUUGACAAAACAGCAUAUGAGAAGAGGCCCAAUCACAAUCCACAAAAUUUAAAUUAACUAAAUGACCGAUAAUUUCAUUCAAUUAUUUUUUUCUCCAAAAAUGGUUUAUGAAGACAAGUGUGCAAAUUAUGACCAUGAAAUCUCCUUCAAAUUCAGACUCAUAGUUAAUAAAUUGUCAUCAGGUUUCUAUUAUGCAAAUCACAAUUCAAUUGGAAAAAUAAUGAGUGCCAAUAUUGGAAAAUCCUGUGACAACACAACCAUAUUGAGAUGUAGCUCAAGUACCACUGAACAAAAUUACCUGUAUCAGUGGACAAUCCUCUUUUCCAGUUGUUUCUUUUUAAAUAAAGCUGAUUUCCAAUUGGAGAAAUGCCAAUGCUGAUAAAAUUAUAGUGAGUAGAGGAACUCUAAUGAGGAAUGGACAUAAAAAUAAGCAAAAAUAGCUCUGAAUAAGACGAUACUUCUGCCCAGGAUGUUAUAUUGAACUCAGUGUUGGGGAUGUCAGGAUAAACAUAACUUCAAUGCAGUGGAAAUGAAUUACUUAAGAAAUGUAUGAGGUAAAGCAUGGUCAGGAAUAGAUAGAAAAUGAAUGUGGACUGAAUAUAAAAGUGAGUCACCAGUAUUGUACAAAAGAAGUAUAUUGAAAUGGUUUGGCCCUAUAAAAAGAACGAAUGAAGAUUGAUUUGCAGACUAAAUACAUGAAGAAAGAGUGUGUUGAGAGGUAGAGGAAGACCAAGAAAGUUAUGUGGAAUGAAACUCAAAUUCUCCUAAGGAGAGAAGUUUCUUUUUCUUAUCUCAUGCCUUAACUUUCUUCAGUAUACUAUUUCUUGCUUCUUUACUGCACUGUUCAUUAUGUCGAUUAACCCAAAAGGGAAUAAGUGUGAUGGAUACAUAAUAUAUGUAUACUAUUCAUAUAUUCAUGAUUCAAGCAAUUAAUAGGAUAAAUAAGGAACAACUGAUACAAGUCUAAUCAGACAAAGGAUUAUUCAGAAGUAAACUCCAUCUUGUUCAAUGGGACUUGCUCCAGUGAAUUGUGUCUAGAAGUUUAAAAAUAUUUAUUCAUGAAUUUCUAAAGAAAAGUGCUAGGACCAAAUGUUGUCUGGAAACCACAUUCAUUGUAUUAAAUGAUAAUGUCUUACAAAAAAACAUUAACAUUUUGUAUAGAGUGUAACAAAACAGAAUUCUUCUAUCUUUUAAGCUCGUGUACAGUGGUCAGAGCUAAGAAAAUACCAUUAAGUUGUAUACCAACAACAUUUGUAAAAAAGCUCAUCUACUCUUAGUGGUAUGUUACCCAAAGUAACUCCAAAAGUUAUUGAUUUGCAAGUUGCUAGUACAAAUAUCUGCCCAUCUUUCCUUAACCAUCUCUUCAUUCAGCAAGCUUUUACUGGCCAUUUCUCCUCUAAAGGAAACCAUAGAAUUAUUUUCAUUUAAGAGGUUUGCCUUAGGUAUACAAAGAUCACAACAUUUAGUGGAAUAAGCCUGUUGCUAAGCAAUACAAAACAAUAAGCCAAAAGUGAAGGUGCAGUAUUCAAUCUCAAUACUCAGCUAAUUUCCAAAAUCAUAUUUUCUUAAUUGUAUGUCAGAAAGCCAAAGAUGGAUCUUUGUCAUGAUGGCUGUGCAUGAUAGGAACUGUAGUUCAAAUUAUGCUCCCACAUUGCCCUUAUUCUGAUAUACCUACACAUAAUCUUCCCAAUAUCACAGCAGUUCAUCAUCAGGGCCACUGUAUAAAAUAAAGUCAUGCAUCAUUUGAAAUGCCAUUUGACUAUGGGCAUCCACAAUGGGACAUGUCAAAAUCUGCAAGAUGGCAGACGCAGUAUUGCAAUUUUUUUUUAUAUGGCAAGUAAGUGUGCAUACAAAAGGAUCCCAACAUUACACCUGCCUUCUUGCGGAUAUUGACCUCUUUCCCCAGUGGAUAUUGCAGCUUUUGACCUUCUCUGCUUUUAUUAAAUCAAGCUGGUAUAAACAGACAGUUCUUGCACAAAGAGGAAAAAAUCUCCAUAUAAUUAGUUCAGGCUUUGAAAGCAGAGAGAAAUUAAAUGAAAAGAAACGCACACUGGGGUGUUUGGUUUUCCCCUCAUGUGUGGUUUGUAUGAUGGUUUUUGUAUGUAGAGUGACUUCAGUAUGUUUUCUAUUGUCUAUUUUUCUCUAGAAAUACACUGUGAGGAGGGUGAGGCUACUAGGCAGCAUUAAGAGGAUGCGAUCAUCUGUAGCAGGAGUCUCCAAACCUUGGCAACUUUAAGAUUUGUGAAGUUCAACUCCCAGAUUCCUCAGCCAGCGAAGCAACUCUGGGAGUUGAAGUCCACAAGUCUUAAAGUUGCCAAGGUUGGAGACCCCUGAUCUGUAGCACUGAAGCACAAAGAACUUGGUCCUCUUAUAGUUCCAGGUGAAAGCAAUAUUGUAUAGGAUUGAGUGGUGGGGUGGGAUUUUCUUUUAAAGCCUCUGUUAUUGGAGUAGCCUUAUAUUUAGGCAUAUGGGAAAGGGGAGCAGGGGGUUCUUACUAAAUGAGGCCAGGGGUGCUUGAUUAUAGAAUUGGACGGGUGGCUAGAAAAUCUAGUGGUGUAGAAUUGCGAAGCUUUGUGAAUGUCACUUGCAUGCAUUCAUGUCAAGUUCACCUAGCAAAAACGACAGCUGGGUUUUGGCUUGUAGGAUAGGCCUAGCUACGUUAAACUCUCUAUUUAGAAACUGAACUCUAAAUUCUUGUAGUAAUGGACAUUAAUUCAUGCCACUUUUUCUUUCCCAUAUGGAUAUAAUUUUAAAUCCAAAAAGGAGCUUACCUCAGCCAUUCAGUAUCUAUUACAAAGUCUAGAAAAGGGGCAAAGUCUGACAAUGAUGAAAAUGUUAGCUCAUUUCUGUCAUCCUGCAAACCAGGAUUGCAGUUAAUGGUAUUGAAUCUUUCACUUUAUAAUAAACAUUAUACUCUUAGACAGGGGUGAAAUGCUGCCAGUUCGGACCGGAUCACCUGAUCCGGUAGUGAUGGUAGUGGGUGGUUUGGAGAACUGGUAGCAAAAAUCCCUGCAGCCCCCCAUGCCCAGCUGAGUGGCGCGAUCAUCAGAAGUUUGUGGCUUUUUUUACUUUUAAAAGCAUUUUUUCUUGGGCCGAAAAAAUGCUUUUAAAAGUAAAAAAAAAGCCUCUGAUGAUUGCGCGGCUCAGCGGGGAUCGUCUGAACCUUUUAAAAGCAUUCUUUCUACAACCUCUUUGGCCGAAGAGGCUGUAAAAAAAUGCUUUUAAAAGGUUCUGGUGAUCAGGCAACUCAGCUGGGAUCGUCAGAACCUUCGGCCAAAAAGGUUGUAGAAAAAAUGUUUUUAAAAGGCUCCUCUGGCGAUCCCAGCUGAGUUGCCUGAUCAUCAGAGGCUUUUAAAAGCAUUUUUUCUACAACCUCUUCUGAGAACAACUUCUCAGCUGAAGAGGUUGUAGAAGAAAUGCCUUUAAAAAUAAAAAAAUAAAAAAGGUGGCCAUGCCCACUCAGUCACAUUACCCACCACCACCACCAAGCCACGCCCACAGAACUGGUAGUAACAAAUUUUACACUUCACUCCUGCUCUUAGAUCUGGCCAUGGCCAAUUUCUGUCUUAAAUCAUCUUUCUUACAAAAAAGUUCAAUAAUGAUUCUUUUUGUGUUCUUUUUUGAAACAUUUUCUGUUUCAUUCAAAGAGGAUCAGAUGUCAGUCUGGCUUACUUCCAUUUAAUUCCAUUUAAUUGAACAUACGCAGACAGUAACACUGGCUACUACAUAAUGCAAGCCUUUUAUUUGAACAAUACAAGGGUUUUCUGUAGAAAAAGUCCACCAUCAAGGGAGACAUUUUGGCUACUCAGAAGCUAUAUUUAUUUAUAUAUUUAUAUGGCUGCCCAAUUUGCAAAAAUGCAACUCUGGGCAACCAAUAACCAUAAAAUAAAUAGUCAUCCUCCCUGACAAAGGCCCAGUAACAAGAACAAUCCACACAAUUGGGGCAUAAAGCAUAUGCUUCCUCCCAGCAGGAAGAGUUCACUGUUAUCUCACUGAACUCAGCAUUGUGAUGAUUGCUCUUUGAUACACCACUGGAAUCUUUGCAUUAAUUUCUGACACAAGAUUGCAGUCAUUUCAUGCUGAAUUAUAAAGCAACUGAAUUACCUCAGUGUUUAGCUCAGUUUCCACAUAAAGCGUCAGGAAUGGAUAACACUUAUGCAUAGAGGUCAUGCUCAAUGAGUUGUCACUUAAGUUAGCUUCCUGGCAGAUGGCUCUGCCUCUUUAGAACCAUACAUAUGCCCUUUACGCUAAUGUAUUCCUUGUAGGGCAAUUCUAGUAUAAUUUGGCUGCUUGAACUAAUGUGAAACAGUUUGGAAAUACAAUAUUGGCCUGAAACAUUGCAUUAUAUUUCUGAAGUUUCAGUUGUUAUCUUCCUCAGAUUUUAAUUGUUCAGAGGGAAUAUAAGCCACAUAAAUGUUGACAAUUAGAUUGAUCAGCAUAUAGGGAUUUCCUUGUUUAAUGAUAUAUUUGUUUAUAUCUACACAACUUCUGAGCCACUGCAGAGAGAAAGAAAGAUGACCUUGACAGAGAUGUGCAAGCUCCAUUACCAAAGCAAUGAGGGGUGAAGCGUAUCUUAAAUCUACAGUAAAUAGUAUUUGACUAAGAUAGACACCUCCCUAAUUCAUUGGAGUGUAAGGAGGAGGUGCAGUACAAUCAGACUUGCAAGAUUCUGUUAUUAUAGCCAACCACAAUAAAAGUAAUUUUAGCCUUCCUGUGGAAUUGAGUUCCUAAUCUGGUCUAUCUGGUGAGGUUUAAAACCCCCAAAGUAAAUAUCCGUUCAUCCAGAUGAAGAAGAUCGCUAGGCAACAGUAUAGGUUGUUUACUGAGGUGAGUUGUCUUAUAUUGCUAUAGAGCUGUGUGUAGCCUAAGGUUGGCUUUAAUUUUUUUGCGCCCAGCAAAUAGGGAAGUACUUGCAUACAUAUCUCACCUGAAGACCAUUAUCAUUUUGAUGUACAACUAAGGAAGAAUGGAUAUCCAGUCCAAUUAUUUAUUAUUGAAUACUGAAAUCAAACUAAUAUUUCUCUAAUCUUCGUAUUUUUCCCUAGUUAUUUUCAAUAAUAGUGGACAAUGGUUCUUGGUAUUAGAUGCUGCUAGAUCUCUGUACAUUCCCAAGCAUGAUUUCAGAUGCAACUUUUGGUGAUCUUAUGAAAUUAAGCUGGAAGAGAGUAAGAAAUCAUAGGCCAGUUCAUUUUACAUCAUGCAAUACAUACAGUUCUGACAAUCUCUUUGUCCCAAAAUCAUUGACUCAGGAGUAUAUCCUUAAUCUAUUGCAUUACUGCUGUGUAUAAUAUAUAUAUAUUAUAUAUAAAGAUGUAUAAUAUAGAACUCUAUAUACAUACAUAUACACAUAUCUGGCAAUGAAAGAGUGGCUUGCUCCAUAUAGGAUCCCCCAAAUAUUCAGUGAAUUCUUAGCUCCACUCAUUUUAUCCUCUUCAGUGUAUCUCCUCCUACCAACUAAUAGAAGAAACCCUGACCUCUUGGCACCUCUGUUUAUGACAUCCUAUAUGUUUGUGGUUAUUUAAAAAAAAACAAGUGAAGGUGAUAAUUACUGAUAUCUUAUCAAUAAAAUUGUUACAUUGAAAAUUGUAA
This is a messenger RNA of Ahaetulla prasina, 7590 nucleotides long. RefSeq names its product synaptogyrin 1 (gene SYNGR1). The record is from RefSeq and is a predicted model, not a curated record. Gene Ontology annotation, cellular component: synaptic vesicle membrane; neuromuscular junction. The transcript has 4 exons. Bases 406 to 1104 code for a protein of 232 amino acids. Lineage: Eukaryota; Metazoa; Chordata; Lepidosauria; Squamata; Colubridae.